AUGAUUACGCACGAAGAAAUUAAAAUUAAAACUGAAUUAAAUAAAACCGAUAGAGAGUAUCAAGAAGCAAAGAAGGAGUAUCAAGAUGCAAAGAAGGACUUGGAAAAGUGGAAAGAAGGGGAAAGGGGAAAUAGAUUAGACCAGUUGGAGAGAAAGUUGGAGGACGAAGAAUGGAAGAACGAAGGGCAGAAGAGAAGAUGGGAAGAUAGAAUAAAAGAGCUGAAAGAAGAAAAGGAGAGGUUGAAAGAUAGAAUAAAGAAGUUGGAGACGAUGAAGAUGAUGUGGGCGAACCAGACAAUAAAGUUGCAGGAUAAAUUAGCAGGAAUUACUGAAGAAAAAGCACAAAAGUUGCCUGAAAAGUUAGAGUUUCGUGAUCCCCAUCCUCUUCUCAUGGGUAGUGGUUCCGCUUGGGACUUUCAAGCUUCGGAUGCUUUGAAAGAAAAACUUAAGGAUGCUAUUCAUGAUCAUUUCAGAUGUUGGAAGGAUGGACAACUUGAAAAAACAACAAUACCGCAAUACUUCAUUCUAGCAGGAGCUGGAGAAGGAAAAUCUCGUACUGCACAAGAAUUGCCAAAAUUGCUAAUUGAAUGUACAAAUGAUGAUGUUGACUUACAGAAUCGACUUAAGUCUGCUCUUGUAUUUAAUCUAUCAUUUGAAAAUGGAACCAAACUAUUUCGAGGGGUAGAAGUUGACAGCUCUUAUAUAAUUGGGAAUCGAAUGCUUUUUCAAUUAUUGAAGCAUCCUAAUGAAACUUGGAAUGAUUUCAAGAAUCGAUAUGAAGUAACACCAGAAAAAGUAUUGCGUCAUAUUGCUAGACAUCGCAAUCAAGAAUUCGAUGAUCUGAACGUAAUUAUUAUUCUAGAUGGUCUUCAAGUGGCAAUGAAUGACCCCGAUGAUGCUACCAUUAGCAUGCCCAUUCACAAUCUUGCCAGUUCACAAAAGAGAGUUUUUCUCCCAGUGACAUCAUUAAAACCUCCGAAAAUAAACAACAACCCAGUUUUUAUCGAUAAUUCAGUCAUGAAGAUGCUUAUAAAUGAUAUGGGUGGUCAUGGGCGUGCGUUGGAGGCUUUAGAAGUGUCUGUUAGAGAAAAAGAUUUGGACAAUAUUAAUUUUAUUGAUCUAAUAAAUAAUGUACGAUCAAAACUUAUUGAUAAUUAUCAAGGAUGGUUAAGUAAAACUAUUUAUUUGAAACCAGUCCUACGCAUUAUUCUUUCACGUACACAAGUUGACAAAAAUCAAGAUAUUUCUACAUUUAAAGGGAAAGGAUUAAAAAUAGAUGAUGUAACACAAUUUGGUCUCGUUCGAUUUGAGAGUCAAAGCACGGAUCAAGUGGUUGGAUAUCUUACAUGUCCGUACAUUUGGCUAUGGAUAAUGGCGCAUGCGUUAUCAAAUGAUAAAGUUUUACAGAAUUGGAAUUUUAACUAUUACAAUGAAGUACGCAAUAGAACAGGGGACCCAAGCAUACCACCCG
Funneliformis geosporum is the source of this 1471-nucleotide messenger RNA. The record is from the annotation of a GenBank genome assembly. Lineage: Eukaryota; Fungi; Glomeromycota; Glomeromycetes; Glomerales; Glomeraceae.